AUGAAGAAAAGUCUGCUCGUCAUCUCCGCCGUCGGCGCCAUGUGCCUGGGUCUGUCGCAACAAGCGAUGGCCCGUGACUUCGGUGCCAUCUACCAGCAAUGCGGCCUGGGCGGCGCGAUGAACCCCGACUCGCCCGGCUGGGCGGUCAGCACCAACAUCACCUGGGACUGGGGCACGACCGCCAUCAUGUCCGACGUGUCCUCGCCCGAGAGCUGCAAGGGCGGCAGCGCCAAGAAGGCGGCCUACAUCCACGAGGCCUACCCGAAGCUGGCCCAGGACCUGUCGCGCGGUGAAGGCAAGCACCUGACCGCCCUGAUGACGCUGGCCGGCUGCUCCGCCGACACGCAAAAGACCGUCGCCACCGGCCUGCGCGCCGACCUCGCCCAGCUCUACGCGCUGCUCUACCCGGAAAUCAAGCGCGUCGCCCGCAUCCGACUCGCGCAAAGCGGCCACGCGGCGGGCUUGAACACGACCGCCCUCGUGCACGAGGGCUUCCUGCGCAUGGCCGACCAGCAGGGCCUCCAAGGCGAGACCCGCGGCCAGUUCUUCGCCUAUGUCGGCCGCGUGCUGCGUUCGGUCGUCAUCGACCACCUGCGCGGCGAAGGCCGUGACAAGCGCGGUGGCGAUGCGGUCCUGGUGACGCUGUCCGCCGCGACCGACGUGGCCUCGGCGGGCAGCGCGGCGGUCGACAUGAUCGGCCUGGACCGCGCGCUCAACCGCAUGCAAGCGCUGGACCGCGGGCUGUACGAGCUCAUCGAGAUGGUGGCCUUCGCGGGCCUCACGAUCGCCGAG
This is a messenger RNA of Ostertagia ostertagi, 792 nucleotides long. Lineage: Eukaryota; Metazoa; Nematoda; Chromadorea; Rhabditida; Trichostrongylidae. The record is from the annotation of a GenBank genome assembly.